This is a messenger RNA of Helianthus annuus (common sunflower), 2942 nucleotides long. Its product is annotated as pentatricopeptide repeat-containing protein At1g74600, chloroplastic. Gene Ontology annotation, molecular function: protein binding; RNA binding. NCBI's taxonomy places the organism in Eukaryota, Viridiplantae, Streptophyta, Magnoliopsida, Asterales, Asteraceae. The transcript has a single exon. Bases 144 to 2837 code for a protein of 897 amino acids. Gene Ontology annotation, biological process: RNA modification. The record is from RefSeq and is a predicted model, not a curated record.
AAGGUCAACAUUUGUAAUACAUAUCAUAAAUGAAUAUGACAUAAGUCUACCACUGCAACGCGCGAGUUGAGGCACUCUUCCGCCUAGCUGCUUGCUUUAAUCUGCCAUGUUCCUACUUCCAGUUUCCUCGUACGAAAACUCAAAUGAAAGCGCUCAUCGCUCAUAACGUCGAUCUGAAAACAUCAUUCUGUGCAAUAAGAUUCAUUUCAUCGCUUCUUUCUUUACAAACCCCAUCAAAAACCUCCGCAAAUUUCUAUACCACCUUUGACCCUUAUGAGUUCCUCAAUGAAUCUGCCAAAUCACGAAACUACACACUUCAAGAAACCAAAAUCAUACAUACCCAUCUCCUCAAAACCAAUUUCCUGUACUCCAAUCUCGAGUUUUCAAACCUUUUGUUGCGAAAUUAUUGUAAAGCUUGUGAUUUUCAGUAUGCACUCAAGGUGUUCGACGAAAUUCCCCAACCAGAUAUUAGUUCUUGGAACCUUGUUAUCACGUGUCAGAAUCAAAGCUCCAAGUAUGCGGAUUCUUGGGAAACCUUUUGUAGGUUGCAUUCUUCGGGUUUAGUUCUGAAUGAGUUUACAUAUGGGCAUGCUCUUUCUGCUUGUGUAGCUUUGAAUUUUGUUAACGGUGGGAAACUACUUUACUCACUCGCGUUGAAACAUGGGUUUUCGUUGGAUGGUUAUGUCCGAAGCGGGAUGAUCGAUUUGUUUCUAAAGAGUUGCAGUUUCGAUAACGCUUUGAGGGUCUUUAACGAUGAAUCUUGUGGCAAUGUGGUGUGUUGGAAUGCUAUAAUUUCAGGUGCGAUCAAACAUAACGAGGAUCGUGUCGGUUUAAAUCUCUUUCGACAAAUGUGUCGCGGGUUACCUUCGCCGAAUAGGUUUACAUUUCCUAGCGUUUUCGGUUCUUGUGCAAAACUUCAAGAAUUUGAGUUAGGUCGAGUUGUUCAUGGGUUAGCGGUCAAAUACGGCGAGCAAGAAGAUGUAGUUGUCGGGACAGCGAUAGUUGACUUUUACGCUAAAUGCGGUCACGUAACCGAAGCUAUAAAGAAGUUUUCACGAAUGCCUACUCGAAAUGUGGUUUCGUGGACUGCGAUUAUCACAGGGUUUGUUAAAAAAGGCGACUUUCAAUCAGCCCUACGGUUGUUUAAAGAAAUGAUGACCCUGAAUCAAGAAAUCAACACUUACACUGUUACAAGUGUGCUUUCGGCUUGUGCUGACCCAUUGUUGUGUAAAGAAGCCUUUCAAAUUCAUUGUUGGGUUUAUAAAACCGGGUUGUAUUCAGAUCCAACAGUCAAGAAUUCGUUGAUAAACUUGUACUCGAAGAUUGGAGCAAUAAAAUUAUCCGAGCGAGUAUUCGAAGACAUGAACAAUUUGAUGAAUUCGAGUACAUAUGCAACGAUGAUAACUGCUUUUUGUCAAGAUGGCGCAUUAGAAAAAGCUUUUAGUUUACUAAAAAAAUUGUUUCUAGAAGGUUUGACGCCCGACAUUUCUUGCAUACCAAGUCUCUUGAGUGCUAUAAAUGUUUUAGAAUUAGGGGAACAGACUCAUUGCUAUAUGCUCAAAACGGGCGUAUUAUCCAAUCAUUUAGUGAGUUGUUCUCUGUUUACCAUGUACUCGAAAUGCGGUUGUUUAAACGAGUCGUACGAGAUUUUCAACCAAAUCCCAGAUAAAGAUAAUGUUUCUUGGGCAUCAAUGAUAUCUGGAUUUACAGAACAUGGGUACGCAUAUCGCGCGAUCGUGUUAAUCAGAGAAAUGCUUUCAGUAAAAAACAUUGUUUUUGAUGAAACAACGUUAACAGCUUUCCUGGCAGCGUGUUCUUCUCUUCGUUUUUUGAAAACCGGAAAAGAAAUUCAUGGCUUUUUCAUCAGGCAACAAGAUGAUAAGUCGGUUUAUGGUGGUAGUUCAAUGGUUAACAUGUAUUCAAGAUGCGGUGAUUUGAAAUCGGCGAAAAAAGUGUUUAAUUUGAUGCCGUUUAAAGAUCAAACAUCAUGUUCUUCGUUAGUUUCGGGGUAUGCGCAAAAUGGGUAUGUUAAAGAAGCACUUGAUCUAUUUCGUGAGUUGAUAUCAUCGGGUUUAGAGGUUGAUUCGUUCACAAUAUCGUCUGUUUUAGGAGCUGUAGGAGAUCUCAACCGGUCAGAUGUCGGAAUAGGAGUCAAGAUCGGGAUUCAGUUGCACGCGCGUAUCGUAAAACUCGGAUUUGAAUCGACGGCUUCUGUCGGAAGCUCAUUGGUCAUGAUGUAUUCAAAAUACGGAGAUCUUGACGAUUGUUUAAAAGGGUUUAAUCAGAUUAACGAACCCGACGUGAUCAGCUGGACAACGAUGAUUAACAGCUAUGCUCAACAUGGAAAAGGAUUAGAAGCGUUACGAGUGUUCGAACUCAUGAAUAAAUCAGGAACCAACCCCGAUUCGGUUACGUUUGUUGGUGUGUUGACCGCGUGUAGUCAUAGCGGUCUAGUCAAAGAAGGGUAUUCUUAUCUGAAGUCAAUGGUCAAAGAUUAUGGAAUUGAGCCGGGUCAAAGACAUUACGCGUGUAUGGUGGAUGUUCUUGGGCGCUCGGGUCGGUUACAAGAAGCCGAACGGUUCAUUAGAAAUAUGCCUAUUGAACCGGGUUCGUUAGUGUGGGGAACACUUCUUGCUGCUUGUAAAGUCCAUGCUGACGUGGAAAUUGGAAAGAUAGCGGCUGAGAAGUUUAUUGAGCUGGAACCGUCUGCGGAUGGAGGUUAUGUAGCUUUGUCAAACAUUUGUGCUGAUGUGGGUCAAUGGGAACAAGUUGUGAAGAUUAGAAAUGAAAUGAAAGGUACUGGGAUUAAAAAACAGCCAGGUUGGAGUUAUAUAUAAGGCUGAAAUUGAGAUUAUAUUAGUUUUUAUAAAUUAAUUAUUUCUGAAAUUACUCAUUUGCACAUUAGUAAUCAUUUCAAAGUGUUAGGGAGAUUGGUGGUGUUU